GGAAGAUCCUGGGAUGUGUGUCUAUCUAUUUGUGUGUCCCUUGGCACCCUUGAUCCGCCGAACCAGCCCCCUCGCUUAUCCAAGGGUCGAGGGCGACUGGGGCGUGGCCGCGUGUCUCUUCAGCCACCUCGCCGCGCUGGCCGCGCUGGCCUCGAGCCCCGUCGAGGCCCCCGCCCACCCGCGGCCCGUGUGGCUCGUCCUCGAGGACGACGCGGUCGUGCCGGCCGAUCUGCGGGGGAGGUGGGAGCAGAUCUGGCCGUACGUCCCCGAGGAGCUCCGACCGCGCCGGGGAGGCUGCGAGGGUGCCGACGUGCCGCGGCCCGUCCCGGAGAGGCCCCUCGCCGCCAGAGGAAGCGAUGAAGGAAAAAGCAUCACGUUGGUGUCGGGUAUCGCGGUAUCGGUGCCCGUCGCGGGGUGUCGCGGCAUCGGGUGUCGCGGUAUCGGCAUCGGACAUCGCGAGGUGGGCACGUUCAUGUUGACGAUGGCGAGGGUGGUGGAAACGGCCAGGCCCGACGCCGCCGAGGGCUCGACCCCUGGCAUGAUGGCGUGGCGCGCGGACGCUCUGAAAAGUGAUCCAGAGCACGUGGGCGCUCUGGAGCCCGAGCGCCUGAACUCUCUGCGCAGGACCUGGACGCUCCGCGCAGGCCCCAGCGAUGCCUCUGAGCCCGAGCGCCUGGACGCUCUGAGCAGGGCAUACGGGUACGCAAGUUUGCUAUCCGUGCCGGUCGUGUUCAGGGCACAUGGGAAUGCUGGCGAGGUCACCCGGGCGUACCGAUCGCUGGCGAAGCAGUACCACCCCGACAAAGCCUCGCACUUGGACGAGGCCGCCCGACGAGAGCGAGAACGCCAGAUGGCCGCAAUCAACGUCGCGUACUCGGUGGUGAUCUCUCCGCGCCAGCGGCAGGAGUACGACCUCGGGCUCCCGGAGACCCCGCCCGGCGCGGCGCGGCCGGGGCCGGCGGGGGCGUUUGCGCGCGCCGCCAGCCGCGCCCAGGCGGCACCCGCCUGCCACCCCCCCGCCUCAGGGCGGUCGCCCGUGUCGGCGGGGGGCGGCUUGAUCGCAGGCGGCGGGCCCCCGAGGCCCCGCUACCAGAGCGCGGGGAAGUACACGCAGAGCAGCCGGCAGGCCCGGCGCAUGGACCCCUCGCAGUACACCGUGCACGUGGACGGCCGUGCCCGGCAGUUCGGCGGCGCCGCCGGCCCCGGCGCCGGCGACCCCGCGCCAGCGCCCGCCCCCUCCGCCGCCGGACCAGCGACCGUCGACGCGGGUGCGCGCGCGGGCGAGGUCCGGGACCCGAGCUACCUGCAGAGGCGGCUCGACCAGGCGCGCGAGUGGGAGAGGCUGCACUGCCCCGAGGGGCCGCCCGCGCCCCAGUACGAGUGGAAG
Molecule: messenger RNA, 1387 nt
Organism: Prorocentrum cordatum
Lineage: Eukaryota; Dinophyceae; Prorocentrales; Prorocentraceae
Source: the annotation of a GenBank genome assembly